Molecule: messenger RNA, 1185 nt
Organism: Penicillium crustosum
Lineage: Eukaryota; Fungi; Ascomycota; Eurotiomycetes; Eurotiales; Aspergillaceae
Exons: 7
Coding region: 1-1185 (394 amino acids)
Biological process (GO): regulation of peptide transport
Cellular component (GO): membrane
Source: RefSeq, a predicted model, not a curated record
AUGACCUCGGCCACACCCGAGGCACCCGGCAAGAUGCCCCUGGGGAUAGCGCGACGAACAUUAGGAAUCAUCCUGCUCCUGGUGGUGGUUGUGCUAUGGACAACCUCGAAUUUCCUUGGAAGUACCAUCUUCGCCGACAAAACCUACCCGAAACCUUUCUUCGUAACUUAUACGAAUACCUCGAUGUUUAUGAUGCCCCUCCUUUUAAUCGUCGCUCGUCGAACAUGGGGUCUUUGGCGCCUCGGUAAACUCGCUCAGAUCACUUCGGUAAAGAGCUUUUUGAAUCAUUUGGAUUCGCAUAAUCCCAAGGAUGAGGAGGAGAGCAUGCUGCGCAGCGGCUCCGAUGAAGAAGAUGGCGGACGAUUCUCACGGGAGCGACAGGAUCCUGCAAGCGGAAAGCUAGGGCUCAAAGCAACAGCUAAACUCAGUAUUCAAUUCUGUCUUCUUUGGUUUACUGCAAAUUACUUCGCCAUGGGGUGCCUGCAAUUCACGACAGUUGGAAGCACAACCAUUCUGACUUCCACCAGUGGUGUAUGGACCAUGGUCUUUGGCGCCCUGCUCCGUGUUGAGAAAUUUACUAUGCGCAAAUUCAUGGGUGUCAUGGCUUCUCUGAUUGGCAUUAUCCUGAUUUCGCGCGUCGAUCUCUCCAAGCCAGACACAGGCGAUGCUACGGAUGGCGGUGAGGGUUCAUUCCCACACAAAUCAUCAGGGAGAUUGCCCUUGGUCGGCGAUGAGUCCCGGGUCAACAUGCCUCUGUUCUUCGGACUGGUUGGAUUUUUCAACAUUAUCUUCCUGUGGCCUGGCUUCUUCAUCAUGCACUGGACUGGACUGGAACCCUUCUCUUUGCCCGAAACGUCCCGAGUGUGGUCAAUUAUUCUGACUAACGCGUUCGCAUCAUUUGUCUCUGACAUUGCAUGGGCUUAUGCUAUGCUUCUUACCACGCCGCUUAUUGUGACGGUUGGGCUCAGUAUGACCAUCCCACUCUCCCUAAUUGGACAGAUGGUCCUACAGUCCCAAUACUCUAGCCCUAUGUACUGGGUUGGAGCAGCCAUCGUGUUUUUGUCGUUCUUGGUUGUGCAGCACGAAAGCAAGCCCCAGGAUGAUCUCACCACUACUGAUGGAGCAGGCGGGUCCUUCUCUGCUGAGUAUAACAGCAUUCCCGUUGAAGAAGAGGAAAUGCGUUAG